AUGGGUAAAGAAAAAAUUCACAUUAACGUUGUCGUUAUUGGUCACGUCGAUUCUGGAAAGUCCACUACCACUGGGCAUCUUAUUUACAAGUGUGGGGGUAUUGACAAACGUACAAUAGAAAAAUUUGAAAAAGAAGCUGCUGAGCUUGGUAAAGGUUCUUUCAAAUAUGCCUGGGUUUUAGACAAACUGAAAGCUGAACGUGAACGUGGUAUCACUAUUGAUAUUGCUCUCUGGAAGUUUGAAACUCCAAAAUAUUAUGUUACUGUUAUUGAUGCUCCCGGACAUCGUGAUUUUAUUAAAAACAUGAUUACUGGUACUUCCCAGGCUGAUUGUGCUAUUUUAAUUAUUGCUGCUGGUACUGGUGAAUUUGAAGCUGGUAUAUCCAAAGAUGGUCAAACCCGUGAACAUGCUCUUUUAGCCUAUACCCUUGGUGUCAAACAACUUAUCGUUGCUGUAAACAAGAUGGACACAACUAAUUGGUCCGAAGAACGAUUUAAUGAAAUCGUAAAAGAAGUCUCCGGCUUUAUCAAACGUGUUGGUUAUAAUCCUAAGACAGUCGCGUUCGUUCCGAUCUCCGGCUGGCACGGUGAUAAUAUGUUGGAAGAAUCAUCAAAUAUGACAUGGUUCAAGGGAUGGAAUAAAGAAGUUAAAGGAGGUUCUUCUAAAGGAAAAACACUUUUGGAAGCCAUUGAUUCUAUUGAACCACCAUCCAGACCUACCGAUAAACCCCUCCGUUUACCUCUCCAAGAUGUAUACAAGAUCGGUGGUAUCGGUACCGUCCCAGUAGGCCGUGUUGAAACUGGUGUUAUUAAAGCCGGUAUGGUUGUUACUUUUGCACCAGUGGGUCUUACCACUGAAGUCAAAUCGGUAGAAAUGCAUCACGAACAAUUGGUUGAAGGUGUCCCCGGAGAUAAUGUCGGUUUUAACAUCAAGAACGUGUCAGUUAAAGAAAUUCGUCGAGGAUUUGUCUGCUCCGAUUCUAAGAAUGAUCCUGCUAAGGAAUCUGCAUCUUUUCAAGCUCAAGUUAUUGUCCUUAAUCAUCCCGGUCAAAUUGGUGCCGGUUAUGCUCCUGUAUUGGAUUGUCAUACGGCUCACAUUGCUUGUAAAUUCGCUGAAUUGCAAGAAAAGAUUGAUCGUCGUUCCGGUAAAAAACUCGAAGAUAACCCUAAAUUCGUUAAAUCUGGUGACGCUGCCAUUGUUAAGAUGAUUCCCUCUAAACCCAUGUGUGUCGAAGCUUUCUCUGAAUACCCUCCACUAGGGCGUUUCGCUGUAAGAGAUAUGCGUCAAACCGUCGCUGUAGGAGUUAUUAAAUCCGUCGAAAAAGUUGACAAAACAGGCAAGACCACUAAAGCAGCGGUUAAAGCUCAAAAGAAAUAA
Diversispora eburnea is the source of this 1377-nucleotide messenger RNA. The record is from the annotation of a GenBank genome assembly. Lineage: Eukaryota; Fungi; Glomeromycota; Glomeromycetes; Diversisporales; Diversisporaceae.